GAACAAAGGAAUCUGUUAUAAAUAUCCAGUAUUAGAAUGGGCCACCUUGUGAGAUAGUGAGUCCUUGUCACUUCUAGUCUUUAAACAGAACUGAUGAUCUGUCGGAUGCUAGGUUCCCGUGAUCAAUGGGAGAAUUGGGGCUGGAAUGUUGGAAGUCCCUUGGGGUCCCCUUGUUUGGCCUCAUUACUGGGAUGGGGAGAAGACCUGGCUGGUGUAGACAGGCCCAAGUGCUGAGGGGAGAAGGGCCAAAGGGGAACUGCAAGGUUAAGGACAAGUUGCGUUUAUAGCCUUUGUCCUACGGUCCCGAACAUGGCCUGCUUUGCAAAGAUGCUGAAAGGCACAACUCCAGAAUCUAGAGAGCCGAGUGCCACUCUGACUCAGACUAGCUUACAGUGAGGCCUUGGCUAAGUCACUUUCCUCUCUGGUUCAGACUUUCUCAUCUGAACAACAAAGGGGUAGGAUUCAGUGAGCUCUCAGGCACCUUCAAGCUAGGGUGGUGUGUGUGGCUGGCCCUGCCUUUCUGAGUAAGUCAGUGAGGCAGUGGCCCUGGGGUGUGGGGGGCCAAAUCACCACAGGCUUCUUUCUGAUCUCUGGCGUGCCCUAGUCCGUGCAGCUACUGUUGACCAGGGAUCUUUUCCAACUUGCCCCAUUUUUGCCCCAAGUGUAAUUUAGCACCAGGUAUGGAGAGCAGCUUGGGCCUGACAUUGACUCUGUGACCUUUGGUAGCUUUCCUUCUCUAAGCCUUUGCUGCUUUACCUGUAAAACCAGAGCCAGAGCUGGACUAGACCACGGGCUUUGCUGGGGUUGACAGCUUCAGACUGUUCCAGGAGUCAGGUCCCUGUUAUUCCAGGGUCAAGGGAGAGCCACACUCUGUGGCUGACCCCCAGGAUGACAAGUGAAAAUGAAGCUUUGAAAUGUACUUAGAACCCCCCAUCUCCCCAGUUCUGCCUCCCAGCGUAUUUCAGGAGCCCCUUAUUGGUGUCACUUUCUUUGUCCUUAAAAACAUCCUCUCAACCCUUUUCCUGUGCAGUGGAUAAGGGACAAGCAAGGAUGAGUUUAGUAGCUCUAGGGUUGGGGUGGUAAGGCCCCGAACAGGGGAGUGUCUUGCCCAAAGUCACGCAGCAGAGAAGAACCCUGGCGGCCACAGCGCAGCCCAGGCUCGAUCCCUCUCUCCGCAGCUGCACAUAAGCUGCCCACUCCACCAGCUCCCAGGCUUUCUUCCACAUCUCACUUCCCCCAGCCCUGGACCUUGGGCCGCAGAAAGCCACAGCAGUCACUCUCCGAGGACCACGCCUCGGAGCAGAGCUGCAUCUCCCAGGUGGGGUUGCUCGGAGGCCUCUGCCGGGGAGGCGGGCCCGUAAGCUGAUCCCCAGGAGGGUGUGGCUCCAGACGCGGCAAAUAAAGAUCCAGAGAGCCGAGCCGUCCGGAGAUCUGAGGAACCCAUUCGGCGAGCCACUCAGUGCCUGGACCUCGGAAGUGGCACACAGUAAAGGACUGGCCUUCCCAGCUGCACACUUCUCUCGAGAUCGCGCUCUACCCGCUGUCGCAGAUCCCCAUGGCAUCCCCCCAAACGCUGCUCCUCUGCCUGCUGGUCUUGGCAGUGAUGGAAGGUUGGGGUCGCCAGGCACCCAUCCCAGGCUGCCACCUGCACCCCUUCAAUGUGACAGUGCGAAGUGACCGCCAAGGCACCUGCCAGGGCUCCCAUGUGGCACAGGCCUGUGUGGGCCACUGUGAGUCCAGCGCCUUCCCUUCCCGGUACUCCGUGCUGGUGGCCAGUGGCUAUCGACAUAACGUGACCUCCGUCUCUCAGUGCUGUACCAUCAGUGGCCUGAGGAAGGUGAAGGUGCAGCUGCAGUGUGGGGGGGACCGGAGGGAGGAGCUGGAGAUCUUCACGGCCAGGACCUGCCAGUGUGACAUGUGUCGCCUCUCACGCUACUAGCCCUUCUUCCUUCACCUUGGUCAGAGGGUCUGAGCUGGAGUAUAUCCUCUAUAUCCUGAGCCUCCUUGAGGACAACAGGUUCAGCCAGCUCUCUUAAGAUUCUGUGAUUGUCACCUCGAGAGAAGAGGACAAUUUCGGCCCCUCCCCUGCCUCGGCCUGGCCUCCUAACCAGUCUGUCAUCAUUUCACUCGGCUCUUUGUCCCUACCCCUAAAUAAAGCAAGCAGU
This is a messenger RNA of Mustela erminea (ermine), 2165 nucleotides long. It is a transcript of the gene GPHA2, whose product is annotated as glycoprotein hormone subunit alpha 2. The transcript is spliced from 4 exons. NCBI's taxonomy places the organism in Eukaryota, Metazoa, Chordata, Mammalia, Carnivora, Mustelidae. The coding region runs from base 1556 to 1939 and encodes 127 amino acids. Gene Ontology annotation, molecular function: hormone receptor binding; hormone activity. Gene Ontology annotation, biological process: cell surface receptor signaling pathway. Gene Ontology annotation, cellular component: extracellular region. The record is from RefSeq and is a predicted model, not a curated record.